GCCCAAGCCAAGCUUCUCACGCAGGAACACACACAGCAACUCAAUAAUCAGCAGGUCAGACCGCAGGAGGCAUGUCGUUUUGUUCUGGAUUCAUUGACAAGGCUGUCGACUGCGCAGCAAACGCAGCCAAGCAGAAGGCAAAGGAGUUAAUGGGAGGAACCGCAGAUGAGGAUGAGACAGAAGGGUCCAGCAAGGGAGGUGGCGGAGUAGGAGGGCUAAUCGGAAACUUUCUCUCAGGGGGGGGCAAAGAUGAUGAUAAUAAGAGUGGAGGAGAAGAACGUGGAGGAAUGAAUCUCUCAUUCGGGGGGGACAGCGGAGUGAAAGGUGGCGGCGGAGGAUUCGGGAGCCUUUUCUCAUCCGGGAAAAAAGACGAUGAUGAGAGCACUGGAGGAGGAGGUGGUGAAGAUUUCGGCAUCUCAUUCGAGGACAAGCCACAUGAUAAAGGCAGUGGAGGAGGAGGGUUUGAUUUCAUGGGCGCCCUAGAAGACGUGGCGGACGAUAUUUCUGAAAAGAAAUAGUUCAACCCCGUGGGCCAGAUCGGGGGCUCGUUUGGCCAAGCCCUCCUGGAGCUGCCCUGCCCUGCCCAGCCCAGCCCAGCCCCACCCAAAGCUGCAGUCGUCCAGGACUCCUCCUGGCCCUGGCUCGGAGGUACUCUUUGGGGAGAACCUCAACCACUCAUCCAGCCCCCAAUCCUGAGCAAUUGUGAUCCGAAAUCUGUGUAUAUUCAGAGUUGCAUUUGCCUUCGAGGCAAUUUCAAAUAAAUGUAUAUUUAAAAUCUA
Messenger RNA from Conger conger (European conger), 779 nucleotides. RefSeq names its product heterogeneous nuclear ribonucleoprotein 87F-like. The transcript has 3 exons. Bases 72 to 518 code for a protein of 148 amino acids. The record is from RefSeq and is a predicted model, not a curated record. Lineage: Eukaryota; Metazoa; Chordata; Actinopteri; Anguilliformes; Congridae.